Chenopodium quinoa (quinoa) is the source of this 1149-nucleotide messenger RNA. RefSeq lists its product as uncharacterized. Bases 1 to 1149 code for a protein of 382 amino acids. NCBI's taxonomy places the organism in Eukaryota, Viridiplantae, Streptophyta, Magnoliopsida, Caryophyllales, Amaranthaceae. The transcript has 4 exons. The record is from RefSeq and is a predicted model, not a curated record.
AUGGAGAUGGCUGAGAUUAAGAGUAAAGGAUUGCCUUUCUUUUGGUCUAAUAAGGCUCAUGUUGGGUCUAUGACCUGCACCAGGAUUGAUAGAGGCCUGGUUAAUCAAGCGUGGAUUGAUCAAUAUGGGCAUGUUGAGGAUAUUUAUUUACCUCCUUCUCUUUCUGAUCAUACCCCUCUUCUUUUUGAGGUAUUUCCUUAUUUUCCUGGUAAAGCUAGAACAUUCAGAUUCUUGAAUUGUCUUACCUCUCAUAAAAAAAUUAAUUCUUCUGUUCAAGCUGGUUGGCAGACAAUUUAUUCUAGUGGGGCUAUGAAGUGCAUAUGGACUAAGCUGAAAUUGGUCAAGGAGCAGAUGAAAAAGUUAAAUACUGAACAUUUUAGCAAUAUCGAUUCAAGGAUUAAUAAUGCUCAUAAUUAUCUUCUUACAGUUCAGAAUUUUCUUGCUAGUAACUAUGAUCCUUUCUUGAUUCUUGAGGAAGCUGAGUGUAUUCAGAAGAUCAAGUAUUGGGGGAAUAUACAGGAGAAUAUUUAUAAGAAAAAAUCAAGGAGUCAGGUGCUUUUAAAGAAGCAUGAUGAGAUUAAACAAGAGAUUACUGGGUUUUAUAAGAAUCUUAUGAGGUAUAGGGCCCCUUCUCUGCCUGCAGUUGAUCUUGUUACUUUGAGAAAAGGGAAGCAGCUUUCUAAGGAGUCUCAACAAACUCUAAUAGCUCCUAUUACUACAGCUGAGAUUGAUACAACUUUAAAAGGAAUUGACACAUCAAAAGCUCCUGGAAUUGAUAGAUUUAACUCCUUUUUUCAGAAAGCUUGGCAUAUUGUGAAAUAUGAUGUGUAUGCUGCUAUUCUGGAGUUCUUUGAUACUGCUAGGCUAGCUAGGGUUGUUGGAGAGGUGGUGGAUGAUGCUAAAGCUGGUUUCAUUCCUAGGAAACAUAUUUGUGACAAUAUUUUUCUUGCUACUGAGCUCAUUAAAGGGUAUACUAAUAAGUUUAUCACCUCUAGAUGUAUGGUCAAGGUGGACCAUAAAAAGGCAUAUGACUCUAUUGAAUGGAGUUAUCUCAGGAAGGAUUUCUCUAAGUUCUUUGAGGAUUCUGGUUUGUCUCCAAACUUGGACAAGAGUGAAGCUUAUUUUGAUGGGGUUUCUUCUGAUGAUUAG